AUGUCUACUACUGAUGAUGGUGAGAGUAAUCCAAGUCGCAAUGAGCUGGAACAAGAAGGAUCAUCUGGACCUCUUCUUCCUAGUCCUACAACACAAAGUUGUGAAGAAUCUGGUUUUGUCAAGAAAAGAGGAGAGUACAAGAAGAGGUCCAAAGCUUGGGAUCAUUUUCAUGACAUAGCUGCGGAUCCCAAAAGUCAUGGUACGACUCCCCUUAAUACUCAUGUAGCUAAAUGUCCUCUAAAUCCUAAAAAUAAGCACACUGGCCAGGCUACUUUGUGUUUGGGUGAAACUGAAACAUUAGAGGGAGAGGUUAAAGGGGCACUCAUAAGUUGGAAAUUUGAUGCGGAAGCCAUUAGAAAAAGCAUAGCUUAUAUGGUAAUUGCUGAUGAGUUGCCAUUUAAACAUGUAGAGGGUAGAGGUUUUCAAUACAUGAUGUGGACUGCUUGUCCAUCAUUUAGAAUUCCUUCGAAGUGGACUAUUUCUAGAGAUUGCUAUCAGCUGUAUUUAGAUGAAAAAAUUAAGUUGAAACAUCUCUUGAAGAAUAACAGUGGCAGAGUUUGUCUAACCACAGAUUCUUGGACAUCCAUUCAAAGGAUAAACUAUAUGUGCCUCACUGCCCAUUUCAUAGAUAAUGAUUGGAAACUGAACAAAAAGAUCCUAAAUUUCUGUCCUAUUGCUAGUCACAAGGGAACUGAAGUUGGUAAGGCCAUAGAAAAGUGUCUACUAGAAUGGGGAGUUGAUGAUAUCCUAACUGUUACAGUUGACAAUGCAAGUUCCAAUGAUGUAGCUGUCAGCUAUUUACGAGGAAAACUUCAAAAUUGGGGGAAAGCUGUGUUGGGGGGGAAAUGGACUCAUGUGAGGUGUGUAGCUCACAUAGUGAAUCUAAUUGUUAAUGAUGGCAUCAAAAAACUUGGGGAUUCAGUUGAUUGUAUCAGGGCAGCAGUUAGAUAUGUUAGACAGUCAUCUUCUAGAUUGAAAAAAUUCAAGGAGUGUGUUGAAAUUGAAAAAAUUGAAUGCAAAAGAUUGCUCUGUUUAGAUGUCUCUACUAUGUGGAAUUCUACAUAUCUAAUGCUAGACACAGUUCAAAGGUUUGAGUGGGCUUUUGAGAGGUUCGAGGAGCAGGAUCCUUACAUGCUUCAAGAGUUAGAAAAUCUGCCAACAAAAUCUGAUUGGACAAAAGCUAGAUUCUUGGUAAUUUUUUUGGAAAACUUUUAUCAGCUAACUGUGAAGGUUUCCGGUUCCAAAUAUGUGACUUCAAAUAAUUUUUUCACUGAUAUUAGUCACAUUCAUGGCAUUUUAAUUGAAAUGACAGCAAGUGAUAAUGAAGAAUUGAGUUCAAUGGCAAGAUCAAUGAAGGAGAAAUAUGAUAAGUAUUGGGGAAAGAUUGAAAAGAUGAAUAUGCUGAUUUUUAUUUCCUCCAUGCUUGAUCCUCGAACUAAACUUGAAUACCUUGAAUUUGUGGUUUGCCAAAUGUAUGGUGAGUCCGAUGGUACAACAAUAGCUGGCCUUGCAAAAGAUGCAAUGUUUGAGCUGUUUAAUGAAUACAAGAUGCUUAACACACCUGCCUCAAAUUCUGUGUCUCAUGCUUCUUCACUUUCAAGUGAAUCUCAAAGGAGUAAAACUACAUUUUAUGGACAUGGGUGGGGGCAGCAGGUUGAAGAACAGUGUGAUUCUUGUUCAGUAAAUCACACUGGACAAUUGUCUGAAAGUUUUGGAUCAGAUUUAUACUCUCAGAUGAAUGAAUCCCAAUCUGAAGCCAUAAGGGCGUCUCUCCAUAAGAUGACAUGUGACCAGAAUUCUCACAUUGAACUCAUUUGGGGUCCGCCGGGGACCGGGAAAACCAAAACAGUAAGUCAGAUUCUCUUUAUCCUAUUAAGAAUGAAUUACAGGACUCUUUGUUGUGCCCCAACCAAUGUGGCAGUAAAUGAAGUUGCAUCUCGAGUGGUAAAACUGGUAAAAGAGGCAUAUGCUGCUGAAUCUGAAAAAUGUGAUCCAUUUACUCCAUUGGGAGAUAUUAUAUUAUUUGGAAAUAAGGAUCGACUAAAAGUUGCCCCUGAUAUUGAAGAUAUGUAUCUUGACUACCGCGUGAAGAGGCUUGUUGAGUGCUUUGCACCAUCAAAUGGUUUGAAACAUUGUGUGCGUUCUAUGAUUGAUUUGCUUGAGCACGGUGCCUCACACUACCAUAUCUUUCUGGAAAAUGAGCUGAUCAAAACCAAGGAAAACAAAGAUGAAGCUCCAAAAGAUAAGCCACAGUCAUUUCUAGAAUUCAUCAGAGCACGAGUAAAAGCUAUUUUACCAUCCCUCGGAAGAUGUCUGAUUACAUUCUGCACUCAUGUACCAAAAAGUUUUGUUGCAAAACAAAAUUUUGAAAACAUGGUACAUCUGAUUUAUCUACUUGAGUCUUUGGAGAAGGAGCUUUCUGAAAAGGUUUUGACCUCUGAUAUACUGGAGAAGCUCUAUUCUUCUAGCAUAAUGGUGGAAGAUUUUUCCAAAGCAGUCACAUGUACCUGGUUUCUGCCAGAUAUUAGAAGCAAGUGUCUCUUUGUCCUAAAAACCGUUCAUUCAACUCUUGAAAAUCUGGGCAUCCCAGCCGCUGUGAAUGAAGAAUCAAUAAGGGAACUCUGUUUCCAAAUGGCUACCUUGGUUUUCUGCACUGCUUCUACUUCCUACAAGUUGCACAGGACAAAUGUGGAGCCACUUAAAGUGCUGGUCAUUGAUGAGGCUGCCCAAUUGAAAGAGUGUGAAUCCCUUAUACCACUUCAACUACCUGGUUUGAAGCAUGCUAUUCUUGUUGGUGAUGAGUGCCAGUUGCCAGCAAGCGUUAAUAGCAAGAUAUCUGCCAAUGCCGCAUUUGGAAGAAGCUUAUUUGAAAGGUUGAGUUCAUUGGGUCAGCCAAAGCACCUGCUUAACAUUCAAUAUAGAAUGCAUCCAUCUAUUAGUUGCUUCCCAAAUUCUAUCUUCUAUUCGGGCAAGAUCAUGGAUGCACCUGAAGUUAGGAGUAAAAUGCACGAAAGGUGUUUUCUUCGGGAGAAAAUGUUUGGUCCCUAUUCAUUCAUUAAUGUCCCAGGUGGAAAAGAAGAUAGCGAUGGUGAUGAUUACAGCUUGAGAAAUAUUGUUGAGGCGGCUGUGGUGGUAAAGAUAGUUCAGAAGCUGUACAAAGCUUGGAAUGGAACUGAUACAUCUCUAAGUGUUGGGGUAAUAUCACCCUACGCUGCUCAAGUUGCACUGGUUCAAGAAAAACUUCGUCACAAGUUUGAAAAUCUUGACAAUUUUGUUGUGACAGUAAAAUCUAUAGAUGGAUAUCAGGGUGGGGAACAAGAUAUUGUUUUAUUAUCUACUGUAAGAGCCAAUAAUAAAGGGUCUAUUGGUUUCCUAUCUAGUCCUCAGAGAACCAAUGUUGCUUUGACAAGAGCUCGGCACUGUCUUUGGAUCUUUGGAAAUGUGGAUACACUGACAAAUACUCGAUCAGUUUGGAAAGCAUUAAUUUGUGAUGCUAAGGCUCGUGGUUGUUUCUUUAGUGCUGAUGAGGACGCUGAUGUAUCAAACACGAUUUUGGAUGUGAAGAAAGAGCUGGAUCAGAUGGAGGAUUUGCUUAAUGGGGAUAGCACACUUUUCAAACAGCAACGGUGGAAGGUUUUAUUUAGUGAUGACUUUCAGAAAUCAUUUAGAAAGAUGACUUCCACCCGCAUGAAGAAGUUAGUCCUAAACCUGUUGCUUAGUCUUGCCAGUGGCUGGCGACCUAAGAAAAUAAAUGUGGACUUAGUUUGUGAAAGAUCUUCACAGAUUGUGAAACAUUUUAAGGUUGAGGGGCUCUAUGUGGUGUGCUCAAUAGACAUUGUUAAGAAAUCAAAUUACAUGCAAGUCUUGAAGGUGUGGGAUAUAUUACCUCUGGAGGAGAUCCCAAAGCUGCUGAAACGUCUUGAUAACAUUUUCAACAUGUAUACUGAUGAUUUCAUCAAUCAAUGCAAACAGAAAUGUCUUAAAGGGAGAGCAGAGCUUCCAAAGUGUUGGCCCAACUCAUCAAAGAUAAUCCGACAUAAGAACAUGAAUAAUGGCAAAUCUGUUGCAGAUUCUACUGAUAGCGCCUUGGAUGGAGGAUGUUAUGCUGAAAAUUCGAGAGUUAGCGAAAGCUUGCAACUCAUGAAGUUUUACUCCCUAUCACCUGGUGCUGCGAGUCAUUUACUUUUCAGUCGUGAUGGUCAGGAAUUGGAUCUGCCUUUUGAAGUUACAGAUGAAGAGUGGGAAAUUAUUCAAUUCUGCAAAAGCAGCUUCAUCCUUGGGCGAUCUGGCACAGGGAAAACUACUGUCCUGUCCAUGAAGUUAUUCGAGAAAGAACAAAUCUACCAUAUUGCUUCGGAAGGAUUUACUACAGCUGAGAAUAGUAUGUCUACGAGCGUCUUGAAGAGAACUGAGUUUGAUCACUCUACAGGAGUGACGAGGGAGACAUUUUUGCGCCAGCUUUUUGUGACAGUAAGCCCAAGACUAUGUUCUGCAGUCAAACAUCAUGUUUCCCGUGUGAUAAGUUUUGCUUGCAGUGGAAAUUUCCCAUCUGAAACCAGUUUGAAUGAUGCCGAAGAUGUGGAAGAUAUAGAACAGUUUAAAGAUAUACCAGAUUCUUUUGUUGGCAUUCCUUCCGAAAAGUACCCUCUUGUCAUUACAUUUCAUAAGUUUUUGAUGAUGCUUGAUGGGACAAUCGGUGAUUCAUAUUUCAGACGAUUUCCUGAGAUGACGAAGAUAAUGGACUUUUCUGUUGGUAUAAGUGGAAAUUUCAGAUCUGCUGUUCUGCAAUCUCUCUUACGAAUGAAGGAGGUAAAUUAUGAGAGGUUUUGUUUCCAUUAUUGGCCUCACUUCAAUUCACAACUGACGAAGAAUCUUGAUUCUUCAAGAACAUUUACGGAGAUAAUAUCUCACAUUAAAGGAGGCUUGCUAGCUGGGGAAGCCCCUGAUGGUAAAUUGAGCAGGCAAGAAUAUGUUUCCAUGUCUAAUAGUAGGGCAUCAACCCUGAGCUCAGAUGAGAGAGAGCUGAUCUAUACUGUUUUUCAAGCUUACGAGAAGAAGAAAUUACAGCGUGGUGAAUUUGAUCUGUCUGAUUUUGUUAUUGACCUUCAUCUUAGGCUGAAGAGCAAGAGUCUGGAGGGUGAUAAAAUGGAUUUUGUGUACAUUGACGAAGUGCAAGAUCUUGCUAUGAGUCAGAUAGCUCUGUUCAAGUAUAUCUGCAAAAAUGUGGAUGAAGGUUUUGUCUUUUCUGGUGAUACAGCUCAAACUAUUGCCAGGGGUACUGAUUUUAGGUUUGAAGAUAUACGAUCUCUAUUCUAUAAUGAGUUCAUAAUGAAAUCAAAGAGUGACAAAUAUGUUGAAAGAAGAGAGAAAAGACGUAUGUCAGAAAUUUUGAAUUUGCACCAGAACUUCCGUACUCAUGCUGGAGUACUUAAAUUAGCACAGAGUGUCACAGACAUUCUUUACCAAUUUUUCCCUCAAUCUGUUGAUAUUUUGAAACCUGAAAUUAGCUUUAUAUAUGGUGAAGCUCCUAUUCUGCUUAAGCCUAACGAGAGUGCUAUUGAGAUUAUUUUCGGAAAGACUGCAAAGACUGGUGGGAAAGUAGUAGGCUUUGGUGCCGAACAGGUUAUACUAGUACGUGAUGAUUCUGCUCGGGAAGGAAUUUCUAGAGAUGUAGGAAAUCAUGCUCUUGUUCUUACAAUACUGGAAUGCAAGGGUCUAGAGUUUCAGGAUGUCUUACUGUACAAUUUUUUCAGUUCAUCGCCUCUGAAGAACCAAUGGAGAGUGGUGUAUGACUUCGUGGAGAAAAAAGAUCUACGUGAUUCUUGUUUCCCUAGGUGCUUUCCUAGUUUUAGUCAUGCAAGACACAGUAUCCUUUGUUCUGAAUUGAAACAAUUAUACGUGGCAAUUACGCGGACAAGGCAGAGACUGUGGAUUUGUGAAGAUAGUGAGGAGUUUGCUGCACCCAUGUUUGACUUCUGGAAGAAGUUGGGCCUUGUGCAAGUAAAGGAGGUGGAUGAAUCAUUUUCACAAACGAUGCUAAUGGCGAGCAGUCCUGCAGAGUGGAAAUCAAGGGGUAUAAAGCUUUACCAGGAGAACAAGUAUCAUAUGGCAACCAUGUGCUUUGAAAGGGCAGGAGAUACAAAUUGGGAGAAACGGGCCAAGGCUGCUAGCCUGAGGGCAACUGCUGAUCAGCUGCGUGAGUCAAAUCCUCAAGAGGCUUGUACAAUACUCAGACAGGCUGCUGAGUUGUUCGACUCCAUUGGCAGAGCUGAGUCUGCAGCUGAAUGCUUCUGUGAUUUGGGGGAUUACGAAAGAGCAGGAAGAAUUUACUUUGAUAAAUGUAGAGAUCCUAAAAAAGCAGGUGAUUGUUUCACUUCGGCUAAAAGUUACGAACUUGCAGCGAAGGCUUAUGCUGAUGGCCAUUACUUCUUGGAGUGUUUGUCCGCAUGUACUCAGGGUAAUCUUUUUGAAAUGGGAAGGCAAUAUAUUAAGAAAUGGAAACAGGCUGCUGGUGGUGGUAAUGGUACCGCCAAACAAAGUAAGGAAAUCAAACAAGCCGAACAAGAGUUUUUGGAGAGUUGCGCUUUGAGCUACUAUAAGCUCAAGGAUCAUAAAUCAAUGACAAAAUAUGUUAAAGCCUUCCUUACUAUGGAUUCAAGGCGGAAAUUCCUGAAAAGCAUAGGCUGUCUUGAUGAGCUUUUGCUGUUGGAAGAAGAAUUUGGAAACUUCAAGGAGGCUGUGGAAAUAGCGAAGUUGAGAGGGGAUUACGAAAGAGCAGGAAGAAUUUCCUUUGAUAAAUGUGGAGAUCCUAAACAAGCGGGUGAUUGUUUCACUUUGGCUAGAAGUUAUGAACUUGCAGCAAAGGCUUAUGCUGAUGGCAAUUACUUGUUGGAGUGUUUGUCUGUGUGCACUCAGGGGAGUCUUUUUGAAUUGGGAAGGCAAUACAUUACGAAAUGGAAACAGAAUGCUCCUGGCGAAAUGGAAAUUGAAAAAAUUGAACAAGAGUUCUUGGAGAGUUGCGCUUUGAGUUAUUAUAAGCUCAAGGAUUUUAAAUCCAUGAUAAAAUAUGUUAGAGCUUUCCUUUCUAUGGAUUCCAGACGUAACUUCCUGAAAUGCAUAGGCUGUAUUGAUGAACUUUUGUUGUUGGAAGAAGAACUCGGAAACUUCGAGGAAGCUAUAGAAAUAGCAAAGUUGAGAGGGGAUCUGCCACGGGAGGCAGACCUGCUUGGGAAGGCAGGCCAUCUCAAGGAAGCAUCCUUACUCAUCAUUUCAUUUGUGCUUCAUCGCUCUCUAUGGGUGACUGGAAAUAGAGGUUGGCCCUUGAGGCCAUUUCGACAGAAACAAAUACUGCUAAAGAAAGCUAUGUCAUUCGCACAGGAAGAAUCGAAUGAGUUCUAUGAACGCAUUCGCAGAGAGGUUGAAGUUUUGUCACAUGAGCAUAUUAGCUUGCAUGAGUUGCUUCAGUCUCUCACUUAUUCAGAGCUAUGUAAAAAUCUGACAGUUGAAUUGAUAUCUAUCCGGAGGAUCCUGGAUGCUCAUCUUGAUUGUACAGCACGGAAGUUUGAAUGGGAAGAUGAAUUGCAAGUUGAUAUGAAAAAGCAUUCAGAAGAUAAGAUUUCACUUAACCACAUCUCCGUUGGUUCACUCAUGUAUUUUUGGGAUAUGUGGAGAAGGAACAUGUUAAAUAUCAUGCAAUAUCUCAAAACAGUGGAAAAACCAGAUGAUAAUGAAUGGUUUGAAUAUGGUGAGUUCUGUUUGAACUAUUUUGGUGUGAGGAGGCAGGUCAUCAAUUCAAAUGUAGCAUAUAUACUGUUGAACUCAGAUGCUGAAUGGGUGAAAACAACUGGUUCUGUAUUCAAGCAGAAGCAGCAAAGCGAGAACCAGGUAUCCAUUGAUGGUCGAAAAUUUGCGUCUGCUGCUCUGAGUCAUUGCCAGGCUGAAGUAGUUUCUGUCAGCCUGAAGGUACUUGACACUGUUGAAGCUCUUUAUAAGUUGUCAAUAAGGGAGUCAUUCUCCCUAUUUUGCCAAAGCAUGCGCCUCAUUGAUAUCUAUCAGUUGAUGAAAUUUUUGACUGAGUCAUUCAAAUUCAAUGAUAGUGUUAAAAGGAGGCUAGAAAAUUUCCUGUGGACACCAAUUACGUACUUUAAAUAUGUAUUUCCACUAGACUGUUGCAAAUCAUUGGUGGAAAACAUGAUCUCUUUAAGGAAAACUGAGCUCUCACGGAGUCUACUUGAAGAGGUUAUUGUUGACAAUAUCAGUAACAAGGGUGACCUUACCUACGGUCAAAUUGGGAGGGUGGUAAUGAUUUGGCUUGGAUCUGGAAAACCAACAGAUGAUCUGUACAUGAAGAUAGCAAAAAGAUUUGAAAAGAAUUUUUCGUGGAGAGCAUUCAUUGAUUCUUUGCAAGUAUCUUCAUUGAGGCAUUCUGGGAUAACAGAAUCAAGAUCCUUGGGUGAUCCUUCAUCAAAUACUUCAGCUGAAGAUUGGAAGAAGUUUUCACUGAUUGAUAGCUUCCACGAAGCUUUGAGAGAUACUUAUCUUGCAAAUUGGAGGUCAUAUGACUAUGUAUCACCUGAUUGUUUAAUAUAUCUUGUUGAACGCCUGCUACUCCUUGUAUUUCAUUCCAAGGAUUACUUUUUCACAACAAAGUAUUCUUUUGUGGAAUGGCUUGUUUAUCUUAAAGCAGACAUGUAUCCAGAUGUGAGUUCAGUAGCUGACACGCAGUUGUCUCCUGAAAUCAUAUUUGAUUCUGUUGUUAUGAUGGUUGAACAGUUUCUUUUUAAUAAGCGGGAGACAGCAUCAUGGAUUGCAAAAUCAAAAUUUGAUGUAGAUCAGUAUCAUCCACUACUAGCAUUAAGGCUUGUGGUUAUCUUGUGCUUGCUCCACUUGAACUCAGGCAAGUAUUCUAAUGUUCUUUCUCAUCUGCUUGAUCAGUCUCAUAUUAGUUCGCAGCUGCCAAUGCCAUUCAUUCAGGCACUUAGGCCAAGAAGAAAGCUUAAUUUGACUCAGGAUUGGUUUAGUUUAAAUGCAACUGUAGAAGCAUUCAGAAGGAUUGGAAAUCCUCUUGUGAUUGUGCAUUUGAGAGAAAAUAGUCCAAAAUUUGCGUGUCCUGCAAUCAUCAUUGACACAGCUUUGACACCAAGAAUUGAUGACAUCACGAGAAACUUGUUCCGAAAGCAAGGAAGUUACCAUCAGCAAAGGCCUAUGGUUGAAGCAAAUGCUCCGAAUUUGUGUGAAGGACUUGUUCAUAAUGCUGAGUCUCUCAUGUCAAUUGACAUUUCUGCGGCACCAGAUCAGAAAAUGAGCACAGGCAGUGGAACUGAAAGGAACCCACAGAUGUACUCAGGCCUUUCUGAAAAAAUCUUUGAUGUGCAAAUAUCAACAGAGAAAAGACAACAUGAAGAGUGAUCAAGCUGUUCUAAUGUUUCUCAAUUUAAGGAGGAAUUGGAAGAAAGUACAAGCUUUUUAACUGCUGGACUGAAUGUAAAGAAAUUUCUUCCUUGUGGUAGUGUAAACCAAUUCGGUGAAGCAAGCAGCAUGCUUGACGAAAUCAAGCAAUUUGAUGCUAGUGAUAUUAUACAGACUGGAAACUUGCAAGGAAUUGGAUCACUUCUGAAGAGCUUGCAGUCAAAGUGGCCUAGGCUGGAGGCUUUUCUAAAUCACUAGUGAUACCGUACGUGCGUUGCACGUGGUUGGAUGAUAUGUAGUUAUAUCAUUUUGUUCUGUUUUUAUAUUGAGUUUACCUUUGUAAUGUAGAGUUGGGAAUAGAAGCAAGGGUGGGAAUUGCAUGUUACAAAAUAUUGUAAAGUAAGCAAUGCAAAGCAAUCUUAUUGAAUGUAAGACGAAGAAAAAGAGAAGAUAUUAAAUGUGAAAUAGUAAUCAUUAGUGUUUUAAUUUUCUCGAC
Molecule: messenger RNA, 9904 nt
Organism: Coffea arabica (coffee)
Lineage: Eukaryota; Viridiplantae; Streptophyta; Magnoliopsida; Gentianales; Rubiaceae
Molecular function (GO): helicase activity; ATP binding; protein binding
Source: RefSeq, a predicted model, not a curated record